GAUCUCGCGAAAGCGAAUUUGAUCAGGAUUCGAUUUAGUAGCCGCCUCCCUCCUCGCCACCCUCGAGAUUGGAGGGAGGGCACGCUCCUUUUUCCACGAUCGUUUCUUCUUCCCUCCCACGCCGGUGGUAAUCAGUUCCUUUCCGUGUGUGUUCCGUCGACCAAUGAGACGAGCCGGACGAACAUAUAACAUGUUCGAUGUCGCGUCCUGCAGAGCCCGCAGAGCGACAGUAGCAGCAGCUCGCGAUCGGCCGAAUCACCGAUGUCGGUCCAGGUGGACCCGAUGGCGGCAUCCGUGGUCGCCGCGGCUCUCACCGGUACCUACCCCACCUUACUGCCUCAGUGGUGUCUACCACCAAGGGAGGCGCCUCUCGUUGGGGUGCAGCCUCAUCAGGACAGUGCAACGCCAGCCGACCAACCUCUCGACCUCUCGGCCAAACCCAAAAAUUCUCAGGAUAACAACAUAUCUCUAUUGGAACAACAGAAAAUACCUCUGAGGAUGACAGCAGGUAUCGAUCCCAAGAGUAUCUUUAAGUAAGUAGUCCAUCCUUUUUUUUCCAUCGAUUCGACGCGAACCAAACGCGUUCGAUUUUCGCGUUCUCGUCAUGCACCGA
This is a messenger RNA of Apis florea (little honeybee), 613 nucleotides long. RefSeq names its product Ecdysone-induced protein 93F (gene Eip93F). Gene Ontology annotation, cellular component: nucleus. The record is from RefSeq and is a predicted model, not a curated record. Lineage: Eukaryota; Metazoa; Arthropoda; Insecta; Hymenoptera; Apidae. Gene Ontology annotation, molecular function: DNA binding. Gene Ontology annotation, biological process: regulation of transcription by RNA polymerase II.